GGUGCGGGCGGAGCGCGGCGGGGAGGAGCGGGGCUGCCUCUGCUCGGCGCUGCUGGCGCACUGGGGAGCCCUCGCAGGUUUCCGAGCCUGGCGCUGGUCCGCAUUAGUCACUGCUGAUGGCUCGCCUGGGUCUCGUCAUCCGCGGAGCAGCGGCGGCCCCGUCGGGUGGAGCGAAGCGACCCGGCGACCGCCGGUAAGACUGCGCAGUGACGCCCCCGGGGCCGCGGUGGGCCGGGCUGGGACUGCCCGGUGGCAGCGGCGGCGGCGUUGGCGCCCGCCCCGGUUCGCAGCGCGCAGCGAGACUCCUUCUCGGCGCCCAGCCGCCGCCACGGGAUCGGCGGGCGGCGGGCAGCAGCUCCCCGUGCGGGGGGAAGAUGCUGCCGGGAUCCAUCCAGAUCUCCGGAGAGACGCUGUCGGGGGCGGAGAUCCGGGACAUCUGCGAGAGCCUGCGGGAGAACUCGGUGCGGCUGCUGUCGCUGCGGGGCUGCCAGCUCUCCGAGCGGGACUUCGGGCAUGUCUGCCGAGGGGUGGCUGAGUCCCGUUCCCUGGCUCAGCUAAACCUCAACUUGGGCAUCGUUUCCAACAUCAACCGCGUCAAGCAGCUGGCCGAGGCCCUGAAGACAAACCGCUCCGUCCAGUCGCUCUUCCUCCAUGGGAGUCCCCUCACAGAUGCAGGCUUGGCCCUCCUCAAUCCUGCUCUCUCCAUCCACCCCUCGCUGGUGGCUCUGGACCUAGGAGACUGCAUGCUGGGUGAUGAAGGCAUCAAUCUUAUCUGUGGGCUCCUGCCGCCUGACGGGGCCAAGUCCGGCCUCAAAGAGCUAACUCUGAGUGCCAACCCAGGCAUUACAAGCAAAGGCUGGGGACGCCUGGCCAUUGCAGUGGCUCACAGCUCCCAGCUCCGCGUGCUGAACCUCGACUACAACCCUCUAGGUGACCAGGUAGCAGGGAUGCUUGCUGUUGCUGUGGCCUCCAGUCGAACCCUCGAAGUUCUGGACUUGGAGGGAACAGGACUUACCAACCAGUCAGCCCAGACCUUGCUGGACAUGGUAGAGAAUUACCCCACAGCCCUACGGACACUCAUCCUGGCAGAGAACAACAUUAGUCCUGAGCUGCAGCAGCAGAUCUCGGACCUGCUCUCAGAGGGUGAGGAAGAGGAGGAGACAGAGGCUCGUGAAGUCACAGCCAGGGAGAAGAACCCCUGGAUCUGCCAGAACAAUUCCAGCUCCCAGAUGGUCCUGGUGACGUCAGGUCUCGGUGACAGCCUCUUAGCAGAAACAGAAAUGUAGCUGGGCUACCCCACCUGCUUCUGCCGAGGAGAGCACAGCGCCCACGGGGGAGCGUGUGUGCACCAGCCCCCCUGCCUGCAGCGGGCUGCCACAGCUGUCUUCUCGCACAUUUCACGUCCCGGUGAUGUCUCCCUCGCUCUCCGAGUCAGGAGCGUGGGCCGAGCGAACCUCCACACACAUCUCCGUACCGUCACACACCCCGCUGGCCGCUUGUGCGUGUCCCGUCGCUGCAUGUGUAGCUCACUGCCCUGCCUGCCCCCCGCAUCUGGCUGUGCCCGCAGGCCACAGGCUGUAUGUAUCCAGAUGUGUCUAAGAGAUGUUCUUUCUAAUGCUUUACUGCUGUCGCGAUCAGAGUUUUAUAAAGCCCACAGACGUA
Molecule: messenger RNA, 1662 nt
Organism: Pogoniulus pusillus (Red-fronted tinkerbird)
Lineage: Eukaryota; Metazoa; Chordata; Aves; Piciformes; Lybiidae
Gene: LRRC73
Product: leucine rich repeat containing 73
Exons: 6
Coding region: 375-1286 (303 amino acids)
Molecular function (GO): protein binding
Source: RefSeq, a predicted model, not a curated record